Doryrhamphus excisus (bluestripe pipefish) is the source of this 5692-nucleotide messenger RNA. It is a transcript of the gene septin8a, whose product is annotated as septin 8a. The record is from RefSeq and is a predicted model, not a curated record. Lineage: Eukaryota; Metazoa; Chordata; Actinopteri; Syngnathiformes; Syngnathidae. Gene Ontology annotation, molecular function: GTP binding.
AACGCUUCUGGCUAAUCAACAAAACCACAGCAGGCUAGUAGAGAGCGACAAGGGCAGCUCCCUUUCUGCCCCCCACCUCUUCAGUCCGCUACAGCAAACAGCACACAUUCCGCACCAUGGCUGCCACGGACGUGGACGUGUUUUCGAAUGAAGAGAAGCGCAGCCUCAACCUGGGCGGUCAUGUUGGAUUCGACAGCCUGCCCGACCAACUGGUCAGCAAAUCGGUCACACAGGGUUUUUGUUUUAAUAUCCUCUGCGUAGGGGAGACGGGCAUUGGCAAGUCCACGCUAAUGAACACGCUGUUCAACACCAUGUUUGAGAACGAAGAGGCCAGCCACUACCAGAAUGGCGUCUACCUGCGCCCACGGACAUACGACCUGCAAGAGAGCAACGUCCACCUCAAGCUGACCAUCGUCGACACCGUCGGCUUCGGGGAUCAGAUCAACAAAGACGACAGUUACAAGCCCAUCGUCGACUACAUCGACACCCAGUUUGAAAACUACCUGCAGGAAGAACUCAAGAUCAAGCGCUCGCUCUUCAACUACCACGACACCAGAAUCCACAUCUGCCUGUACUUCAUCGCCCCCACUGGACACUCGCUCAAGUCCUUGGACCUGGUCACGAUGAAGAAACUGGACAGCAAGGUCAAUAUCAUCCCCAUCAUUGCCAAAGCAGAUACAAUCUCCAAGAGCGAGCUCCACAAAUUCAAAAUAAAGAUUAUGAGCGAGCUGGUGAGCAACGGCGUCCAAAUAUAUCAGUUCCCAACAGAUGAUGAAGCAGUCAGCGAGAUCAACUCCUCCAUGAAUGCCCAUCUGCCGUUCGCCGUAGUGGGGAGCGUGGAAGAAGUGAAAGUCGGCAACAAAACAGUGAGGGCCAGGCAGUACCCCUGGGGUGUCGUGCAAGUGGAGAAUGAGAGCCACUGCGACUUUGUCAAACUCAGAGAGAUGCUGAUCCGAGUCAACAUGGAGGAUCUGAGGGAGCAGACCCACGCACGACACUACGAGCUGUACCGCCGCUGUAAACUGGAGGAGAUGGGCUUCAAAGACACCGACCCAGACAGCCAGCCCUUCAGUCUUCAGGAGACUUAUGAGGCCAAGAGGAAAGAGUUCUUGGGAGACUUGCAGCGUAAAGAGGAAGAAAUGCGACAGAUGUUUGUCAAUAAAGUUAAGGAGACGGAAGCGGAGCUGAAGGAGAAAGAGAGAGAGCUGCACGACAAGUUUGAGCAGUUGAAGCGCAUGCACCAGGACGAGAAGAGGAAAGUGGAGGAGAAGCGGCGCGACUUGGAAGAGGAGAUGAACGCCUUCAACAGGAAGAAGGUGGCGGCCGAGACGCUUUCCCUAUCCCAGCCGCUCAAGAAAGACAAGGACAAGAAAAAUUAAUUUAUGGCCGCCGUUCCCCAUCCCACACAUGACCACGGAUUUAUCAUCCAUCACCACACAACAUCAACAACACGUGUUUUCUUUUGUGUUUUUGACAUUCCAUCUUGACAUUGUGCACAUGGACUGAUGAUGAUGAUGACGAUGCCACUCCAUGGUGAGAGAUAAUAUUCACUUUGACAACAAUGGCCAUCAUUUAUUCAUUCAGGAUCAUUCUUUUAUAAUUAUUAUUGUUAUGGACACUUUAUAUGAAUAUAUGUUUUUUUUUGUGUGUGUGUUUGUGUAUGUGAGAGAGAUGUUUCCAUCAACACACCAGCGAUUUAAACCCACUAAUGAACAGUCACCUUAAGGCUGUUUGGUACUGCCGUGUAACAGUUUAGAUUGUCCUUAUUGUUGUUGCUUUCUAUUGUCUUCAUAUUCAUUUGUUGUAUGUGAAUAUUAGAGCGUACUCCAUCUGACUAUGCAGUAGUAUUAUAAUGGAAGAAGUACAUAGUGGUGUAAUGGAAACUUUAUUAUAAACAGUAGAGGAAGCCAGUACACACACACACACACACACACACACACACAUUCAGGAAAAACCUAAAAAGCCUCAGCUUGCCAAAAAAUGAAGAGCAGCUGUGUUUACUGCCGUUGGAAAUAAACCGAAACCUCUCCCCCGCUUCCCCCCCCCAAACCCGCACACAUCCGUCCCACAGUGUUGUGUGUCUCUGCCGACACAGGUGAAGACUGUUUGUAGAUAUUUACAAACGGAGUGUGUGACGGAAAAGACUACAGUGUGUUGACAGUGCGGUCCUUUGUGGACAGUACGCAUCCCAAGACUUACAUCUAUACAACGUAUCAAACUGGUGCCAUGGAGAGCCGAGACGCUGCGCGUUUUUUUUUCCAGUAGGUGAUUGGAUUGAUGCACUGUGUUUAUUAUUAAUGUUAGCAGCUUUAGCGGCCGACUGGAAAUAAAAACCUGCCGUGUUUCGGCCCUCCAUGACACACGUUUGACACACAUGCUAUAUAAUCUGCUAAAAUAAGUCUUCAAUCUAAAAAUUCCACCUUUAAAAAUGUAAUACAUUUAAAAAAGCUCUUCUGUAUUAUUAUUAUUGUAGAAUUGUAGGACAGGUCAGAUCGGCCUAUGUACUAAAAAGGGACUAUUCUUUCCAUGUUGUUGGGAACUUAAAAAAAAAAAAAUACAAGAGUCUUGAGGUCAUUGCUUUAUUUCCGUGAUGUAGACUUGAACAAAGAUACAUACGUACAGUAGCUGCCUGCGGGAUGUGAGGAAGAACAUUGGUCUCUAGACUCAUAACCACUUCACAUUGUAAAGAAUGAACGAAUGAAUGAAACUGACAUCAGUAAGCAUAAUCAGGAAAGGUAUUUUUGUGUAUGGAAGUAAAAAAAAAAAAAAAGGACGAAUAACUGUAGCAAAAUAAAAUAGGAUGCUUCUAUCCGUGACUUGUUUCGCUGUUUCGAUGUUUAAAAACUAAAUGAAGAUUUACCAUAUUGACCUGAAUUAAAAAGAAAAAAAAAUUCUAAAAAGUCUUAUAUUUGGGUCAAUAUGGUAAUUCAAGAAAAUCACAUGCAGCAUUUAGUCGUAAAAAAUUAAAGCUUUUGUUGAAAAUAGUAAAAUAAAACUAAAAUAAUGAAAAUAAAAACUUUUUAAAAACAUAGGUCUUUAUCUGAAAAGUGCUACCGUGGCUCUGGGGAGGUAAAAAAACCCGAGCACCUCAAACAUAAAAAAAAAAUAAAAAUAAAGCCUUCCUCACCUGAAGAACACUCCAAGCUUAUACACAACAUAAACCGUUGAAUAAAGAAGGACAGCUGUGUUGAAACAAAGUAGUAAAUACGUAGUAAUUGAGAACUUAAAAUGGACCUCUCUUCAGUCAAUGUACUGCAUCAACAGAAAGACAGUAAAGGUGUCAAAAAAAUUGAUGGUUUCAUUUGAAACUACAAUGUGCAAAGUUACAUUUUUUUUUUUUUUUGGAAUUCAACCUGAACUGAGGUUCAUUUCUUAGCUAACGAGCUUCUAUCGCUUUUCACGGUGAACAUGAAACAAUAUCGCAGUUCAUUGUCUCACGUGAACGGAAUUACAAUAAUGCCGGGCUGGCGGCCCCAAAUGUGCUCCGAGUUAACUGGCGGGAUGCAAAGGCGGACAAGGCGAGGUGCUGUCGUGUGAAGAACUGACGUUAGCGCUUUCCACACCGAUUCCUUCAUUGUACAAACGCCUAAAAGCGUCGUAAUACUCAUCCGGGUCAGCGGGAUCAUCCGUGGUGCGCACCUUCCUGGUCCUACGGAUUCUUUCUCCUUCGUCCGCUUCCCCCUCGUGGAUGUAAGUGCUGUCAAAGAUGUAGAUGGCGUUGGCGGGCAGGGAGAACUCCAGGCUGUGGAGGUACUCGUCCACAGUCUCUUUGCAGCGGAUGAACUCAGCGCUGUCCACCUUGAAGAUUAGAAGUAAAUCCACGGGACAAAUAUUAACGUUCAUCUUAGUCUCACACUAAGUACUUUGAACCACAAACACCAACUCUGAGGAUGCAGAUCACCAUUGCAGGUAACGUAUGGGACCUUCAUAGAUAAAAAAUUGCCUGAAGUCGUUGGAAAGCCACGUUUCCACCAAGCACCACAGUUCAGUUUGGAACGGUAGACCCAGAUCUGACUGGUUUCCACAUGAAGCAUAAACCUUGCAUGGAUCUGUCAUCAGCGGCCCCUGUAGCGUGACUCCUUCAAAGGCAACUUUUCAGUUCCCGUGACACAAACAAGAAACAGAAGGAAAAGGGAGUCCCAUUUUCGGAACUUCAACCUUCAGGAGACCUAGCCUACACCAUCUAUAGCUGAUUCCCAACAACCUUUGACAACCUUUGUUAGAAAGGAGGCUGCGCGGCGGUCGAGUGGUUAGCGCGCAGACCUCACAGGUAGUAGACCCGAGUUGAAUCCCACCUUCGGCCAUCUCUGUGUGGAGUUUGCAUGUUCUCCCCGUGCAUGCAAGGGUUUUCUCCGGGUACUCCGGUUUCCUCCCACAUUCCAAAAACAUGCUAGGUUAAUUAGCGACUCCAAAUUGUCCAUAGUUAUGAAUGUGAGUGUGAAUGGUUGUUGGUAAAGUGACUAUGGGGGUGUUGUUUCAAAUUUAGAGGGCUUGAAAUGUAUUUGUAAGCCGGUUUUCUCCAUUUUUUAGUCAGGAACGGAUAUUUUCCUGAAACUUAGCUAUGUUAUUUUGCUGAUUACUAAACCUUCUUUUUUUCCCUCCCACAUUCCAAAAACAUGCUAGGUUAAUUGGCGACUCCAAAUUGUCCAUAGGUAUGAAUGUGAAUGGUUGUUUGUCUAUAUGUGCCCUGUGAUUGGCUGGCUGGCGACCAGUCCAGGGAUUACCCCGCCUCUUGCCCCGAAGACAGCUGGGAUAGGCUCCAGCACCACUUGCGACCCUCGUGAGGAUAAGCGGUAGAAAAUGAAUGAGUGAAUGAAAGGACAGUAUCACCUUUUCUAGAUUCCCAACCCUACCCUUUUUCUGAGUACUCCAAACAAAACAAAAGUCCCAAUUUCAGUGUUAAAUGGAACGCUGUACGGUUCUAGAGUUUUCUGAUUGCAUAAUCUCGCCCUUACCCUUAGACAGUGAGGUCAAGCCAACCCUUGUUCAAAAAUGGGGAUUUUUCCUGCUCACAUAUUCCAAGCUUUGCCGUUCAAAAAGUCUUGGAUCCUCCCAUUAGAAACCAAGGAGCAUUCGGUGACUGAAACCUUCAGAACCCUAAGUUAUCUACAGAGGUGUCAUCUUCAAAGGCACCUCACACAACUUGGUUAACAGGAUUUCCUGGUCCCAUAGCCCAACCUUACCCUUGGGAUGAGUGAGGUCUGACGUUACCAACCCAGAAGGGAGUACCGCUUUAGGGACUAUGCCGUUCUGAAGGAUACUACAUGGUCUAAAAGGAGGCGUCACAUUUACAGGAACCCCUAAAAACCACGUAAACGGGAAGACAAUGUGGCUGUGUUCUAUAGUAAGUCAAAGCUACCAAGAAGGAUUGGGAAAUCGGGGACUCCAACCUUUUGGAAGAUCUAAUCUACAAACUGUGCACCAGCAAAGUGGAGACUCUGAAGGUCGUUUUGGUGCCCUUGACAAUAAAACCGCUCACUAAACCGACGUGUUGUGCUUGGUAGAAACGGGGCUGAAGGCUGCCUCGUUGGCGGUUUCCUUACUUGGGCUUUCUUCAGCAGGUCGGUAAAGACGGAGAACCAGUCGGGCGUGAGCGCCUCCAGCUCCAAGGUGAUGAUGGCCAAGGCCAACGUGGAGCCCUUGAACUGCCAGAGCUGGUGGCAGGCCAUACAGUGCUGCACCUGCCUGGUCC